GGGCGGGGGGUUGGCGGGCGUCGUGGGUGAUGUCAUCGGGGUAACAGGAAGUGGAUCUGGGGGGACAGGAAGUGCCUGGUGUGGGACAGGAAGUGGGUCUGGGGAACAGGAAGUGCGGGGCCCGGAUGGGAAGUGGGGUCAGCGGUGACAGGGAGUGGGCGUGGCCGCCCGCCCGUCACUCGCCGGCCCCGCCCCCCGCCUCCCAGCCGCGCCCGCAGGCCCCGUGGCGUCCAUCGUGGCCCCCGUCGUCUCCGUCGUCGUCCUCGCCCUGCUCGGCGCCGGGGCCGGGUACAUCCGGUCGCACAGGGGCGGGGCCUGCCUGGGGCGGGGCCGCGAGUCGCAGCCGGUGUGAGGACGACAUCAUGGCCGCCCUGUGAUGACCCCACGGUGACCUCGCCGCGACCCCUGUGAUGUCAUCGCCCUCGGGGAGGGGGAGGGGAGGAGGAAUAAAGCGGUGAUGACGUCA
Molecule: messenger RNA, 466 nt
Organism: Mus caroli (Ryukyu mouse)
Lineage: Eukaryota; Metazoa; Chordata; Mammalia; Rodentia; Muridae
Source: RefSeq, a predicted model, not a curated record